Molecule: messenger RNA, 1048 nt
Organism: Oppia nitens
Lineage: Eukaryota; Metazoa; Arthropoda; Arachnida; Sarcoptiformes; Oppiidae
Exons: 2
Coding region: 582-944 (120 amino acids)
Source: RefSeq, a predicted model, not a curated record
UGAGCUAUACUAUACUGUAAACUAGUGUUGUUUUGUGUGUUAUUAAUUAUCUCAUAUGCCUUUCCUUUAGAGUCCAUAAUUUGCUGAAUGAAAAUAGCUUUUUUAUAUAUAAAUCUCAUACAUAUAUAUAUAGAUAAGCUUACAGUGCACUCCCUGUCCGCUAUAUUGCAUACAUAAAACUCAGUCUCUAUCCUAACAUCUCGUUAGUGACUUUACAACGAGUGAAGCGACAACUAAUUGAGCAUUCAUUUAGUUGGUCUAAAAUAAGCUCAUCUUUAUAUACAUAUAUAUAUAUAUACUCUUAAAGAUUGUGUCAUUAAGUCAAUGAAAUCCAACGACAAAAACGGGCCAUAAAUACAAAAGUUAUUUAUUUUUAUUUAUUUUUUCGCUUUAAGUUUUUUUUCGCUGUAAAAACAACAAACAUUGCAUGUAUUAGAUGUGAUAGACUUCUACCAUAACAGAGACUGAUCAGUGAAUUUAAGUUUUAAAAAAAGUCAGUCAAACUUUUUGUUAUUUUUAAAAAAUAUUUCACUCAUAAAAACUUACAGCUAUUUUGUCUGAGUAAGAAGAAGAAGUAAAAAAUGGCGAACGCCUUCUCAAUCGUCAGAAUAGUUUUAAUGGUUUUCCUCAUCAUUGUGUUGGUACUGAUGAUCGUCUACUUUGUACAGGCAUUGAUGGCCAUCAAUAAAAACCAAUACAAUCGUAAAGACAACAUCAAUACGGCUAUCACUACGGCCCUGAUAUCGGCCAACGCCAUACUGGGACUGAUGGGCGCCUAUAAGGAGCACUUCCUGUUCACCCUUAUCUUUGCCAUCGCACAGACUGUGCUCAUCAUAUUGGGCUUUGUAUUGCACACCGAGACCUGGUUUGCCAUACCGUGGAUCGGUUCAGCCAUACUGGCCUAUGUGUUCGCCUUUCUCAUUAAACAGGGACAUACCUCAUAAGUAAUUUGAUAUACACUUACAUAUAUUAAUAGAAACACUUUAUUAAUCAUAUUUUUCAGUUUAUAUAAUCAAUUAUUAAUUACACUAUUUAUUAUAUAAACUUA